AUCCCAUGCCCAGUCAGUGAGUCCCGCGCGGGUAGGAAGGAAGGACACUGCACUCGGAUCCUACACUCGCAAGUCAUCCAGAGACAUGGCAGGACGCUUUCUCUCCGUCCUCCUCCUCGUUGGUUUGCUCGGAGCAGCGCUGGGGGAUGAGGCCCCGCCAGGGGGGGCGGCCGCGUUGGAAGGCGCUGUUGGCGACGAGGACGAGCGCGUGAUGGUGUGUUACUACGGGUCGUGGGCCGUGUACAGACCCGGCGCCGGCAAGUUCGACGUGGAGGACAUCGACACUGACAUCUGCACGCACCUUAUUUACGGCUUCGCAGGACUCAAGGCUGACACACACGAAAUCAUCAGUCUCGACCCUUAUAACGACCUUGAUGUUAACUACGGGAAAGGGGCUUUCAAGAGGUUCACGGGACUCAAGAAACUCAAUCCUGACUUGAAGACGCUUUUGGCCAUCGGGGGAUGGAACGAGGGCUCCUCCAAGUACUCGCAGAUGGCCGCGACGGAGGAAUCGAGGGACAAGUUCAUCACGAGCUGCGUCCUGUUCCUGCAGAAGUUUGGCUUCGACGGCCUUGACCUCGACUGGGAAUACCCGACACUUCGAGGCGGGAAAUCUGAAGACAAGCUUAACUUCGCCCUGCUCCUCGACGAAAUGCGCUCCAGGUUCGACAAGCAUGGGCUGAUGCUCACCGCCGCAGUGUCGGCCGGGGAAGCCACCAUCGACGCCGCCUAUAAUGUCUCCGCUUUAGUGAAGAACUUAGAUCUUGUCCACCUGAUGGCGUACGACCUCCACGGCACCUGGGAACAAUUCGCCCAUCACCAUUCCCCGCUGUACGCCUACGCCGGCGACAAAGGAAACAACCUCAAACUGAAUGUGGAUUACGCCGUGCAGUACUGGCUUAAGCUCGGUGUGCCGCAGAAGAAGCUGGUGGUCGGCAUAGGUCUGUACGGACGCUGCUUCACUCUCGCUAGGGCUGACCAGCACGAUGUGUACGCCCCGUCCUACCAGCCUGGAUUACCCGGGCCGUAUACGAGGGCGCCUGGCAUGCAAGGGUUCAACGAAAUAUGCGAAUCUGAAGGGCGUGAGACGUGGACAGUGGUCAGAGACGCCCACAUGGUUUCCCCGUACGCCUACAGAGAGCGCCAAUGGUGUGGCUAUGACGACGUCCAGUCUGUAGAGACGAAGGCGUCGUAUAUUGUGUCACUUGGUCUCGCUGGAGCAAUGGUGUGGUCAAUCGAGACAGAUGACUUCCAUGGGAAUUGUCACGCCGGACCUUUCCCGCUCAUCACUACCAUCAGAACUGUGUUGAGAGACGGCAAACCUAUCCCGACGCCCACUCCCCCGCCCACACCUACACCCACCCCGGAGCCAGAAACCACAACUGACACCACCACUACAACAACACCUUCUCCUCCGCCACCCCCAAGCACCGUCUGCCACAGGGAAGGCUUCAAUACAGACCCAAAGGACUGCACUGCCUUCUAUAGCUGUCACCAGAUGGGCGACCACUGGCAAGUGUAUCACUUUCAGUGUGCGCCUGGAACCGUCUUCGUCGAGGACCUGCAGACCUGCGACUUCGCUCAAGAUCACCAGGACCUGUGCGUUAACAACAGUAAAAGUUAUCACCAUCAAAAUCCAAACUCAAUCAACUAUGACUACGAACUCGAUCAAACCCGACUCAACAAAGUAC
Molecule: messenger RNA, 1691 nt
Organism: Penaeus indicus
Lineage: Eukaryota; Metazoa; Arthropoda; Malacostraca; Decapoda; Penaeidae
Product: chitotriosidase-1-like
Exons: 11
Biological process (GO): carbohydrate metabolic process; chitin catabolic process
Cellular component (GO): extracellular region
Molecular function (GO): chitin binding; chitinase activity
Source: RefSeq, a predicted model, not a curated record